ACUCGGGUCGACAUUAAGUGUCUGCAUAAUGAAAGUGCAUAGGGUCGGUUUGGCUCAGAAUGCAGAGGAAACUCCUGCAAAAGAUAAUAGUCAUGGUAGCAAAGCAGGUGUAUUCCAAAAUGUUUUUAAAGAGUUCGCUCAGCGGAGUACAAUUCAUGGAUUGCCCUAUUUAGGAGACCAGAAAUUACACCAUUUCGAACGUUUUUGGUGGUUUCUUUUGCUGAUUGUAUCGAUUGUCGGCUCAACUAUCUUUAUCCAUCGUACGUACGAAAAAUGGAAUGAAAAUCCGAUCAUCAUCAGUUUGGCAACGAAACCGACUUCCGUGUGGCACAUACCUUUUCCGGCAAUCACAAUUUGUCCACAGAAAAAAAUCAAAUCCGAGUAUUUGAACACAACGGACGUUAUUGUAAACCUUUUUGACUAUCAGAACGCGACGACCGAAGAACUCAGGCUUCUAGAGACAAUCUUUCAGUUACUAGAAACCACCCUCAAGGCUCCAAUCGACGUUCAGAACGUUUCAUUAUCUUCAAAUGACUUAACUGAAAUGAUGAAGAAAAUUGCACCAACUCCAGGCGAUACAAUAGCGUCUUGUAUAAGUAAUGUGUACACUCCAACAUGUGGAAGAACCGUUCUAACAGCCAAUGGUGUUUGUUUCUCGGUUAACAUGCUUAACGCUCGCGACUUAUACCGAGAGGGCAUUAUUCACAACGAUGAGGAACCCCAAGAAAUGGAGGAACUGCAAUGGACGCGAGAUGGUGGUUUCAUCGCAGAUCAAUGGAUAGAUACUAGAACUGCUAUGUAUCCGUAUCGAUCGUAUCACCAUCCGAGUGUCGAUGCAAUGAAGUUGGUUUUGAAAAAUUACAAGGAAUUCAUUCAGGACAGGGAACCCUACCAAACCGGAUACACAUUUUUGUUGCAUGCGCCCGACGAUGUGCCAAACUUUCACUGGCGCACUUAUCAACGUUCCAUUCGUGAUAUGAAGGAUGUAACUGUUCUCAUAAUACCGAAAGUGAUCACUACCACAAAUGAACUGCGAAGCUAUAGGUCGGAACGGCGAUCGUGUUACUACACAGAUGAACGAUAUCUGAAAUUUUAUAAAAUUUACACGCAGAACAAUUGCGAGUUGGAGUGUCUGACGAACUUCACUCUGACUUAUUGCGGUUGUGUUAAGUUUUCGAUGCCACGAGUUGCAACGACGGACAUAUGCGGUAUUCCGAAAAUUGAUUGUGUACGCGAAGCAUCCAUGAUAUACUUUGCGCCAACGUCGAAGAAUGCUAGCAGUAUGUCCAGAGUUAACAACUGCAACUGUCUACCAUCGUGCACACAAAUCACGUAUAGUGCCGAGGUCACUUCGGCGGUUCGGCAUUUUAUUCCGAAAGCUGUGACUGAUCAGUUUAGGAUGUUUUUCACCUACAAAAGUCCAACAUUUGAGGCUGCUGUUCGUUCGGAGAAUUUUGGAAUGAGUGACUUUGUAGCCGGUUGUGGCGGAUUGCUUGGCUUGUUUAUGGGAAUAUCCGUUCUAAGCGUACUGGAAAUUGUCUACUUCUUUACAAUCCAUUUGAUUGUCAAUGUUAAGAAGAAAUAAUUAAAUUUUCAUCAGGAAAUCAUUGAAAUAUUGAAUUUUUAUUAAAUGCGUCAGGC
Bradysia coprophila is the source of this 1641-nucleotide messenger RNA. Its product is annotated as pickpocket protein 28-like. The record is from RefSeq and is a predicted model, not a curated record. Lineage: Eukaryota; Metazoa; Arthropoda; Insecta; Diptera; Sciaridae. Gene Ontology annotation, cellular component: plasma membrane. Gene Ontology annotation, molecular function: ligand-gated sodium channel activity. Gene Ontology annotation, biological process: sodium ion transmembrane transport.